GCAUCAGUUGACGCUGAUGUGGGACCGCGCUCACUGGAAGGACGCGGAACCCGAGCUCCGAUCUAAACCGAGCGUUGCCGAAAGCACCCGGAAGUGUUCAUUAGCCCACUCGGCUUCAGCGGCGUCGCAUCUCUUUCACACAAACUUCUCUGUUAGAAGGCGAGCCACAGUUUAAACUCUUUAUAUCGGUCGCCAUGUCUGUUCUGUGUUAUAAUAAGGGAUGUGGACAACGGUUCGACCCAGAAAGCAACCCGGACGAUGGUUGCACGUAUCACCCCGGAGUCCCGGUGUUCCACGAUGCUUUGAAGGGAUGGUCCUGCUGCAAGAGAAGAACUACCGACUUCUCCGACUUCCUUAGCAUUGCUGGCUGCACAAAAGGUCCCCAUAACAAAGAGAAGCCCCCCGAGCCGGUGAAACCAGAUGUGAAAACUUCAGGAGAAAAGAAAGAGCUAGAAGCCCAAAAGCCCAAGUUUAAUGAGUACAUAAUCUCCGCCCCGAAACCUCAGGAGGCGAUUUGCAGACCGAGUUCCAAUGAGCCGAUGGUGAGAUUACAGAAUAAAGUCUCUGCCUCGCUAAAGCAAGCGCUGGAGAAACUGAAACUUUCUGAGAAUACGGCAGAGAUGAAAGAGGAGGAUGGUGAUGAGGUCAAAAUUGGAACAUCCUGUAAAAACGGAGGAUGUACUAAAAACUUUGAAGGACCCACCAGUGACUCUGAUGUGUGUCUAUACCACACUGGAGUCCCCAUCUUCCACGAAGGAAUGAAAUACUGGAGCUGCUGUAAGAGGAAAACCUCGGACUUUAACACCUUCCUGUCUCAGGAGGGCUGCACUAAGGGAACGCAUCUGUGGAGGAAAAAGGAUGAGGGAAAGAAGGUGGUUCCCUGUCGGUUUGACUGGCACCAGACCGGGACACAGGUCAUCAUUUCUAUUUAUGCUAAAAACGCGGUUCCUGAGCUAAGCUACGUUGAUGCUAACAGCACCACGCUCGACAUCCAUAUUAUAUUUGAAGGAGAAAAGGAGUUUGAGCAGAUAAUCAGCUUGUGGGGAGUGAUAGAUGUGAAUAAAAGUGUUGUAAACAUGAUGGCAGCCAAGAUCGAGGUCGCCAUGAAGAAGGCUGAGCCGAUGUCUUGGGCCCGUCUGGACCUUCCUCCUCCUGUUCCGCCUCCUAAGGAGAGCGAGCAGAAGAAAGACGAAGAUGAAAGCGAGGAAGAGGAUGAAGAUUAAUGGCUUGGAUUUAUUAACAGGUAUAUUUACUUCUAGCUUAAAUAAAGCCAGGAAGGCAGACUGUAAGUUAUUUACUUUGUUUUUGGCUUUCAACUAUUUCAUCGUAAUUCGUUUUUAUCAUCCUUUAUCACAGGAAUGAGUUUUUUCUGUCAGUUGGCUUUAUUAGUUUGCGGUUUAAAAAAAAAAAAAUAUAUAUAUAUAUAUAUAUCACAACAUGAGAAAUUAGCUUAAAUAUGCUUGAUUUAUACCUAUUGGAGUUGGGACCACACUUUUAUCUCCAACCCAGUCUGGACCGCUCAGAUUGAACCAUUCUGGACCACAGAUUUAUUUCAUUUCUUGCAUGUGUGGAUCAAAUUUAUCCUUUAGUUUCAACUAUUGUGUAAAAAUUAGGUUUAAACAUUUUUUUUACAUUUAUUUCCAAGUCUGUAGAAAAAAGAACUCAAUAUAUUUGAAUUUUUAUUCUCUUUUACAAUAAAAACAAAAUAUUCUGAGUAAAUGUACCGUUGGUGUCCUCUGGCCAUCCUGUUUCUAUCACAGCAAAUCUGUGUUUUUAAUUUUCCAUCACGUUUAACACAUUCUGUAUAAUAUCCCUUUAUCUCUGUUUUCACUGAGAAUGUACUGUAACAUCUGAGAAUGCCAAAUGAAUACUAAGUAUUUUGAGCAAAAACACACUGUAUUAUUGAGGUGAUGCGCUAGACAGCAUGUGUCUAGCGGAAGAGUGUAUGAUGUAUAUUGGGCCUAAUGAGACCACUCUUAAGCAGCAUAAAGGAAUUAGUUUAAUCACUCAAAACAGUCAAAUAAAUGUUUAUGGUAAAA
This is a messenger RNA of Nothobranchius furzeri (turquoise killifish), 2039 nucleotides long. RefSeq names its product cysteine and histidine-rich domain (CHORD) containing 1b (gene chordc1b). NCBI's taxonomy places the organism in Eukaryota, Metazoa, Chordata, Actinopteri, Cyprinodontiformes, Nothobranchiidae. The record is from RefSeq and is a predicted model, not a curated record.